AUGCUGGCCCUCGAUAUUAUCUUGUACGCCCUAUUGGGCACCUCCUUGGCCUUUGCCAUUGUCGAGCUGGGUCUCUCGGCUUUCGUUGCUGCCGCAUUCUCUGCCACGCAAGAAAUUGACUCCUGGAGUGUAUAUUCCAGCUAUUCAUAUCAAGUCAAUGUGGAACCUCCGCCUAUCCUCGUCUUCCUUGUCUUCUCUUCAGUUUGGACCAUUCUUGUGACGAUCGCCGCCCUAGUGCUACCCUGGUACUAUGCUCGCAAGGGCUUCGUGAGCGCAAAGCUCAACACUGUCCUCGCCGCUAUCUUUGUGGCCAUUUACUUCGUCACUAUGGUAUUCUGGCUGGCAUGCUUUGCUGACCUCGCCAGCCUCCUUGGGGGUGGUAUUAGUAUAAGUUCCUACUACAAUGCCGUGAUUGCAUUUGGCGUGCUUCUUUGGCUACUCUUUGUUGCUCUCGUCGUGUUCACCAUUCUUGCUAUGUGUGGUGUAUUGGUGUCUGACUGGGCUGGGUACCAGUCUCUCAGGAAGGAGAAUGGAGGUGGUCCGCAGACUACUGCUAACCCUGUCCACGAAGUCCCGAUGACGAAUCGCUUAGCCCUCCUCCUCGCCCACGGCGUGGAAAUGAGCACCACACCGGUCCGCAUGAUAUCAGUCCAAUAG
Molecule: messenger RNA, 657 nt
Organism: Penicillium griseofulvum
Lineage: Eukaryota; Fungi; Ascomycota; Eurotiomycetes; Eurotiales; Aspergillaceae
Exons: 3
Coding region: 1-657 (218 amino acids)
Source: RefSeq, a predicted model, not a curated record